AUGUUCGAAUGUUCAUCUAAUCAACCGGAAUCUCACCGGAAGUAUCUUAAGCAUUCAGAAUCUUAUCAGAAAUGUCCUGAUGCGGAGAAUUCUUAUUCUAGUUCCUAUUUGGGCAACCACUUACGCCAACGAUCCACGGUAUCAGACCCGUCACUUAAAUGA
Messenger RNA from Cetraspora pellucida, 162 nucleotides. Lineage: Eukaryota; Fungi; Glomeromycota; Glomeromycetes; Diversisporales; Gigasporaceae. The record is from the annotation of a GenBank genome assembly.